Onychostoma macrolepis is the source of this 2126-nucleotide messenger RNA. It is a transcript of the gene f2rl1.1, whose product is annotated as coagulation factor II (thrombin) receptor-like 1, tandem duplicate 1. Gene Ontology annotation, molecular function: thrombin-activated receptor activity. The coding region runs from base 30 to 1223 and encodes 397 amino acids. Gene Ontology annotation, biological process: blood coagulation; phospholipase C-activating G protein-coupled receptor signaling pathway; thrombin-activated receptor signaling pathway. Gene Ontology annotation, cellular component: membrane. The transcript is spliced from 2 exons. The record is from RefSeq and is a predicted model, not a curated record. Lineage: Eukaryota; Metazoa; Chordata; Actinopteri; Cypriniformes; Cyprinidae.
AAUAUAAAGAGCUGAUUUUGUUUGUAUUCAUGACAGAAACCGUCCACGUUUCGAUAAGUACAGUCGUUCCAGUUAAUUUCGCAGGAAUAAUGGCGCACCGAUUGAUCUGGAUGUAUGCUUUGCUUACCUUAAUCAGCGUCAACCUGUCUAGUCAAAGUUCUAACGAGAACAGAGGCUUUACUGGUGAUGAAACUGAGAAUGGAGUGUCAGUGACGUCCACUGCUGUUGCUGUCCUGAACAGCAAGCUCACGCAGAUCUUCUUCCCAGUGGUGUACAUCAUCGUCUUCAGUGUGGGCUUGCCAACCAAUGCUAUGGCCAUCUGGGUGUUCCUCUUCAGGACGAAGAAGAAACAUCCCUCAUCCAUAUUCAUGGUCAACCUCGCACUGGCGGACUUGCUGUUCGUAAUCUGGAUUCCCCUGAAGAUCGCGUACCAUUUUAAUGGGAAUAACUGGAUCUUCGGAGAAGCCCUGUGCAAAGUCCUGGUUGCCUUUUUCUAUGGGAACAUGUAUUGUUCGACUGCUUUCAUUGCAUGUAUUAGUGUCCAGAGGUACUGGGCUAUAGUACAUCCUCUUUCCCAGCAGAAAAGGAACAACAAAUUGGCAACUGGUGUUGCUCUGUGUGUGUGGCUGGUUGUGUGGGUAAUUACCGUGCCUCUUUAUCUUUAUGACCAGACCGUGAAGGUCACCAACAUGGACAUUGUUACCUGCCAUGACGUCACUCGCCCCAGCCAGUCACGCUACCCUUCUAUCUACUUCCUGAUUAUGGGAGUUGUCGGAUUCAUAGUUCCCUGCAUAGUAUGUAUAGUGGCAUACGUGCAGAUGCUACGUUCCCUGAAGAGCUCGAUGACAGACGCUGACAUCGUUCAGAAGCGAAGGAAGGCUGUUAUCCUCAUCGUUACGGUGCUGGUGAUGUUCCUAUUGUGUUUCACCCCGAGUAACAUCAUGGUUAUGGUGCAUUACUCCCUGCUCUCAAUGGGAUUACGGGACAGUGGUUAUGGCUUCUAUGUUACAACGCUAUGCCUGGCCAGCCUCAACAGCUGCGUCGACCCAUUCCUAUAUUAUUUUGUUUCAGAUGAGUUCAGAGAACAUGUAAGAAACACGUUUCGUUGCCGCAGCGAACGCACCGCGCAGAGGAUGCGGGUUUCUUUCAGUGCACUGAAGUAUUCGAAGAAAAGCAGUACCUACACAUCAGACUCUGGAAACACGCAGAGCAGUUCCUACUAAGAACUGUUUUACAAAUCUGUGCUAUGCUCUACAAUACCUCUUGAAAACUAUAUAAGCUCUUGUUAUUUCAUUAUUAAAUGUUGAACAAGUUAAAUAAUUAAAUUAUUAAACAAGUUUCUGAAACAUGCACUGAGUUAUUGUCAACAUUUAACAUGUAAUUCAGUCAACGAUUAAACACUUUUUUUUUUUUUUUUUUUUUUCCAUAAUCUCACAUAAAUGCUUUUUUAUUUAUCUUGGUAAAUAUGGGAAUCACAUCCAUAUUUGAAGAACUUAAGACCUUAAAAGGACAUCCAAGGGUUCUCACUUCUUGGAACUACAAAUUGGCCUCCUGUUUGAAAUCAUGGAAAUGUUGAAGAGUUAUUGUUGUUGCCAUUACGUCACUAGUUACAGGUUGCCUCAUUUUAGGUUUAAAGACCUGAAAAUUGUUUGGUCUGUUUGGUUCAGUGGCAUUUCUCAAUCCCCUUUCAAAUGACCUUUAAUCCAGUUCUGUGGAAGUAGACUAAACGUUGACUGAAUAACUAAUGCUGUAAUAUAUUUUAAGCACCUGUUACAGAAACCAUUUUGCAUUUAUUCCGGUUUACAUAAAUGCAUGUACACGUAUCUCUAAAAGAAUGUGAAAUGUUAUGUGAAUCACACCAGUGACCAAUUUUAGAUGUGUGAAUGUAUAACCAGCAAACACUAAAUGCUGGAUUGGUAGUCUCAUUUUUAUGCAUAGUCUUGUAAAUGCUGGUUUCUUUUUGCACUCCCAUGCCUCACUUGGUUUCAAAGCACAUGUGUAGGUUUUAAUGUUGUUUUAUCUGUGGUCUAUUUCGUAUUUGUUUUGUUUUGUUUUGUUUUUUAAGAAUUAUCUGAAAUUUAAUAAAUUUGUCUCUCGUCCAUGUCUGCCUAUGAUUUGCUGUGUAU